Spirometra erinaceieuropaei is the source of this 408-nucleotide messenger RNA. Lineage: Eukaryota; Metazoa; Platyhelminthes; Cestoda; Diphyllobothriidea; Diphyllobothriidae. The record is from the annotation of a GenBank genome assembly.
AUGCUCUUCCUCGUCUUCGUCCUCCAUUUCCUCUUAAUUCUUCUUCUUCUUCUCCAUCGAGCUUUAGCCUAUCCUCGCCGUCGCCGUCGUUGCCCUCCUCCUCCUCCUCCUCCUCAUACUCCUACCUCCAUUCCCCUCCUGCCCUUCUUCUUCUUCUUCUUCUUCUCCUUCUUAUUCUUCCUCGUCUUCUUCUUCUUCGUCUUCUUCUUCUUCUUCCCUCCCCUCUUCUCCUUCCUUUUGCUUACUCCCGUCCUCGUCGUCGUCAACGUCCUCCUCCUCCUCCUCCCCCUCCUUCUUAUUCUUCUUCUUCUUCUCCUCGUCCUCCUCCUCCUCCUCCUCCUCCUCUUCUUCCUCCUCCUCCUCCUCCUCCUCCUCCUGCUCGUGAGGAAAGCCAAAAUAGUCGGGUAG